CCCUUUCAAAACCCACACGUGUUAAUUGGAAACAUGUUUUUUGUAGCAAUCUCUCACACGCCCUGACACCACAAUCAUUCUCCCCUUCACAACCCUCUCCUCCUCUUUACUUUUUUUUUAACACACACAAACACACACCCUGAAACCCAAAAGAACAUUAUUUUCCCGUGAAAUUCAAUUUGGGUUUCGUCAAUUAUGGCUGGAAGAAGAAGAAAAAAGAUGAAGUUGUUGGCUGAAACAAUCAGAGACAAUGGUAGAGUUUCGAAGAGACAGCGUGAUGAGCAACAAACACAGUCGGAGCUCCCAACAGAGCUUUUGGAACUUAUUCUUUCUCAGUUAAGCUUGAGGGAUAAUAUUCGUGCUUCUGCUGUUUGCAGAGAAUGGUUAGCUGUUGCUGUAUCUGUCAGAAUGGCCAACAAGCCUCCGUGGCUUAUGUUCUUCCCAAAAUUCGGCGACUUGUACGAAUUCUACGAUCCUUCUCAGCGCAAAACAUAUUGGCUUGAGUUGCCGGAGCUAGAUGGCUCUAGGAUUUGCUAUGCCAAGGAUGGUUGGUUGCUGCUAUACAAACCUAGGACGCAGUCCGUAUUCUUCUGUUGCCCUUACACGCGGGAGUUGAUCAAUUUGCCUAGUCUAGAAUUAAUGUACCAGAUAGUUGCUUUCUCUGCUGCUCCAACUUCUCCUAGCUGUAUCCUUUUCACAGUUAAGCAUGUGAGCCCCACAGUUGUUGCAGUUAGCACGUGUCGACCAGGGGAAACUGAAUGGACCACUGUGAACUACCAAAACCGACUACCAUUUGUUAGCAGCAUUUGGAAUAAGCUAGUUUUCUGCCAGGGUCUUUUCUACUGUUUGAGUCUUACCGGCUGGCUGGGUGUUUAUGACCCCGAAAAGAGUACUUGGGCCGUUCACUCCGUACCACCGCCUAAAUGCCCGGAGAAUUUCUUUGUGAAAAAUUGGUGGAAAGGCAAAUUUAUGACAGAGCAUAAUGGAGAUAUUUUUGUCAUAUACACUUGCUCUGCAAUAAACCCUGUGAUUUAUAAGUUGGACCAGACAAAUAAAGUAUGGGUGGAGAUGCAAACUUUGGGAGGCAUGGCACUCUUUGCUAACUUUUUGUCUUCCCAUGCUAGGACAGAUCUUCUUGGAACAAUGAGAAACAAUGUCUACUUCUCAAAGGUUCGAUUUUAUGGGAAACGGUGUGUUUCAUAUUCACUCGACAGUGGGAGGUACUAUCCACGGAAGCAGCGUUAUGAUUGGGGGGAACAAGAUCCCUUUGAGAGUGUUUGGAUCGAACCGCCUGAAGACCUCUCGACAUUUCUUUAAGGGUAGCAAUUACAGUGAUCAAAGUAAGUUCACUUCUUUGCUGUUUAAACGUUGACCGUGCUCAAUAGUUUUAUCCCUCACGUAGCUCGCCUAUCUUAAUAUCCUUUAUUCUCAUUUCAUUCCAUAAUGUAGUAGAGGUAUGUAGACUAUAGCUAGACUUUGGAACAAUGCUGUAAUACAUAAUUGUGACAUUAGAGAAUUACUCCCAUAUUUUCUUCAUUAAAAGCUUGUUCCUUUA
Messenger RNA from Salvia miltiorrhiza (redroot sage), 1555 nucleotides. Its product is annotated as F-box/kelch-repeat protein At1g57790-like. The record is from RefSeq and is a predicted model, not a curated record. NCBI's taxonomy places the organism in Eukaryota, Viridiplantae, Streptophyta, Magnoliopsida, Lamiales, Lamiaceae. The coding region runs from base 196 to 1317 and encodes 373 amino acids. Gene Ontology annotation, molecular function: protein binding. The transcript has 2 exons.